Ipomoea triloba (trilobed morning glory) is the source of this 2603-nucleotide messenger RNA. Its product is annotated as putative receptor protein kinase ZmPK1. The record is from RefSeq and is a predicted model, not a curated record. Gene Ontology annotation, molecular function: protein serine/threonine kinase activity; ATP binding. The transcript has a single exon. Gene Ontology annotation, biological process: protein phosphorylation; recognition of pollen. NCBI's taxonomy places the organism in Eukaryota, Viridiplantae, Streptophyta, Magnoliopsida, Solanales, Convolvulaceae. The coding region runs from base 1 to 2469 and encodes 822 amino acids.
AUGAUUAACCCCCAUAGUUUAAGCUCUCUACUUUUCUUCUUCUUCUUCUUCUUCAUCCUCUUUUGUUUUCAUUCAUGUACACCAUCAGAAGCUAAGCAACUGUUUCAGCUGGAAAGAGGCCAUUCCCUAUCCGUUGAGGAUGCAAACUCAACUUUUCUAACCUCCCCAGACAACACAUUCACCUGUGGCUUCUAUGGACUGGGAAGCAAUGCUUACUGGUUUGCGAUAUGGUUCACAAAUUCCCGGGACAGAACUGUUGCCUGGGUGGCAAACAGGGCCAGGCCUGUCAACAGCAGGGGCUCCAAGGUGGUGUUCGGGAAAAAUGGAGCUUUAACAUUAACCGAUGUCGAUGGCAUCUCUGUGUGGGAGACUAAUACCACUGGCACUACUGUUAACACAGCUGAGCUGCUUGAUACAGGUAAUCUUGUUCUCAGGGACCCACAGGGUGAUGUUCUCUGGCAAAGCUUCGGUUUUCCCACCGAUACUUUACUGCCUUCCCAGCUCUUCACAAAGAAUUACAGGCUGGUAUCUGCAUUAAGGGAAGGGAGCUUUGAGCCAGGCUACUUCAGUUUAUACUUUGAUGGUGAUAAUGUGCUGAAGCUGAUAUAUGAUGGCCCGGAGGUUUCUGGUUUGUAUUGGCCAAACCCUGAUUUUGAUGCGUACACCAAUUCGAGAACCAAUCAAAACAGUACCAGAAUUGCUUUCCUUAAUAAUUUGGGGAGGUUUUUCUCCAGUGAUAGACAGCAGCAUAACUUAUAUUUAAAUGCUAGUGAUGCAGGCUCUGAGAUGAAGAGGAGGAUAACAAUGGAUGUUGAUGGGAAUCUGAGAAUAUACAGCUUGGAUGAUUCGACUGGGCUGUGGAAGGUAACGUGGCAAGCUCUUCAACAGCCAUGUGGGGUACAUGGAAUCUGUGGAAAAAAUGCUAUUUGUAAUUAUAGUCCAGAGCCCAAAUGUUCAUGUCCUCCAGGGUAUGUGUUGAGCAAUUCGAGUGAUUGGAGCAGAGGCUGCAAGGCUUUGGUUAAUCAAGCAACUUUAGUAACUCUGCCAGUCAAGUUCUUGGAGAUUCCUCAUGUGGAUUACUGGGGAUUUGAUCUCAACUAUACUCAGCCUUUCUCCCUGGAAGACUGCAGGAAAUUGUGUUUAGAGGAUCGGAGGUGUGUAGCGUUUAGCUACAGGCGAAAUGGGGAGGGAAAAUGUUUCACCAAAAGCACCCUUUUCAAUGGCUACAGAUCUCCAGAUUUUCCAGGAAGUAUAUUUAUAAAACUCCCCAGAGAUUUGGCAUUGCCAGUGCCAGAAUCAGGUAUCGUGAUUCUCAACCGUUCUAACUUGGUAUGCACAGAAGAUGCAGCAGAGAUUCUUGUUGGUUCUCCUUCAAUGUAUGAAGAGAAACCUAAAAGGUUCAGAUGGAUUUAUCUGUACUCGUUUUGUUCUGCAUUUGGUGUGAUUGAGCUUCUUGUUUUCUUGUUGGGUUGGUGGGCUUUAUUCAGCAAGCACGGGAUUCCAGCUUCGAUUGAGAAUGGGUAUUGCGUGUUAUCCAGUCAGUUCAGGAGGUUCACUUAUGCAGAACUCAAGAAGGCCACCAAGAAUUUCAAGGUGGAGCUAGGGAGAGGAGGCUCGGGUGCAGUUUACAAAGGCGUUUUGGUAGAUGGAAGGGCGGUGGCAGUGAAGAGACUCGGAGAUGAGUUUCAAGGAGAAGAACAAUUCUGGGCAGAGAUGACCACAAUUGGAAAGAUCAACCACAUGAAUUUGGUGAGAAUGUGGGGUUUUUGUGCAGAAGGGAAACACCGCCUUUUGGUCUACGAAUAUGUACAAAAUUCCUCACUGGACAACCACAUUUACACCUCAAAUUUUCUCGGGUGGAAAGAAAGGUUUGAAGUGGCAUUAGGCACAGCGAAAGGCCUUGCAUACCUUCACCAUGAAUGCCUGGAAUGGGUGAUCCAUUGCGAUGUCAAACCCGAAAAUAUACUUCUAACCGGUGACCUCGAACCCAAGAUUGCAGAUUUUGGCCUAGCCAAGCUUUCUCAAAGAGGCGACCCUGGUUCAUAUUUCACCAAAAUCCGCGGAACAAAAGGCUACAUGGCUCCAGAAUGGGCUCUAAACCAGCCCAUCACUGCAAAAGUAGAUGUGUAUGGUUAUGGUAUAGUGAUCCUGGAGAUGGUGAAGGGUAACCGCCUCUCGGGCUGGGUAGUUGAAGAAAGUGGGUACCAACAGGAAACAGAUAUAAAGAAAAUUUUCUGGUCAAUAAAACAGAAAUUUCUGUUAAAAGAUGAGAGUUGGGUGGAUGAUGUAGUGGAUAAAAGACUGGAAGGGAAGUUUUGCAGGAAUCAGGCUAAGACAUUGAUCAAGGUUGGUCUUGCCUGUGUGGAAGAAGACAGAAACAUGAGACCAACAAUGGCUUCUGUGGUACAAACUCUGCUUGAUUGUGAAGAUGAAAAAACAACACAAUCUCCAAAUGUUCUUUACAUCUAAUAUAAUCUGCCCAUUCUUCAAUGUAUAAGAAAUAUCUCUACUUUUUCAUCUUUUUCUACUCAAAAUAUGCAUGAUUUUUGUUUCUACUACUGCAAAUCUGUAAUAAGACUGUCUCCUCUGAUCCUCACUUUAAA